Molecule: messenger RNA, 1988 nt
Organism: Dalotia coriaria
Lineage: Eukaryota; Metazoa; Arthropoda; Insecta; Coleoptera; Staphylinidae
Product: reticulon-4-interacting protein 1, mitochondrial-like
Exons: 7
Coding region: 468-1970 (500 amino acids)
Cellular component (GO): mitochondrion
Molecular function (GO): oxidoreductase activity
Source: RefSeq, a predicted model, not a curated record
AUAAUGAAUUCAGUCACUUCAUAAUUUCACAUGAAGUGACACUAUCAUAAAAAACUAAUUCGAAUCAACCCAAAUUUUCAGUUAUCAUUCCUCGUUUUUCGCUGUUUAUUCCUGCUAUAGCUUCCCCCCACUUGAAGCACUAAAAACUGCCGAGUAUGAACUGAUUACCGAUCACUCUGUAAUCGUUCCGCUGUUUCACUAACUACACUACCCAAGAGACUUACGUCCGGUUCGAUGUUCGCUAAAAAUAAUGUCGAUCGCAUGAAGAUUUUUAAAUAACGUGUGCUUGGCUCGCGUGCCUUUAUCCUACCUCCCAGUUUCAAUGUCGGCACACAAAUCGCUUUGCAGGUUAUAUAAGUUCAAAAACGAAGACGAACACGACAACGACAAUCACAAAACAAUCUAUUUUUAUUGAGACAAUGAUCCACUAAGUACACACCCAACAACGCAAAGCAAUUGAUUUAAAAAUGGAUGAGUUCAUGUUUCGCAGCUCGCAAAAGAUCGAGCACCUGCAGUAUCAGAUGGGAGUUGCUGUGACAGAGGGAUCCAAAGCAAUCUCACAACUUUCAUACAGUACCAAGAAUGCAGUUGUGCACACACUAAACAGUCCUACUUCCAUUCACAUACAGGAAGCUCUUAGAAACUUUUGUAGCUACUGCUGUACAAUAUUGGAUGAAUUAAGGUGUAGUAUUCUGUAUCAUUGCAAUCCCAGAAUGAUCAUUCAUAGUUUAACAAGAGUGUUUGGAACAGAAUGGAGCAGGAGAGAUGUUUUCUUUGGAUGUGCAGGCAUUUUAGUUGGGAGUUUAUUUGGGAUUGGUAUUGGUAUUGCAUUCCAUAAGAAAGGAGUUGUUUUCAAACAUAUGCUUGCUGUGCAAUGCACAAGUUAUGUUGGAAUAGAGGGUGCUUCAGCAACAGAUGAAGGCAUCGCGACAACGCACAUAAAAGACGAUGAAGUUUUAAUCAACGUGAAAGCCGCAUCGGUUCAAGUCAUCGACGCAGAUAUCUGCAGCGGAUAUGGCCGGACACUCCGACGACUUUUGUCCACUUAUCAGUAUUCAAAACAUGAUCUCCCAGUCACAUUAGGCCGUGAUUGUACUGGAUUAGUAGUGGAUAUCGGUAAAAACGUAACGCGUUUUGACAUCGGCGAUGAAGUAUGGACAACCUCGCCGUAUUGGGCGCAGGGCACAAUGUGUCAAUAUUUCGUCGCUAAUGAAGUAGACGUAUGCUUAAAACCUUCCGCGAUUGGUUUCGAAGGCGCUUGUAGUAUACCAUAUGCCGGUGGUGUGGCUCUCAAUGUGCUUGCAGAGUUAAAUACUUCACCAGAAGCGAUGCGUGGUCGGCGAAUAUUUGUACAAGGCUGCUGCACGCCAGUGGGCUGUAUUCUGGUGCAAUUGUUUAAAGUAUGGGAAGCGCAUGUCACGACCACGUGCUAUAGACGUGCCGUGCCAGUUGCCGAAGCGCUUAAGGUCGAUGAUGUUAUCAUGCUCGGUUACAACUCGGAAAUCCGCGUGAAAAAUGGCCAGAAUCUACAACUACCCGAGUUAGAUGCAAAUGUGCUGCUUAAGGCGUUGGCAGCGCGUGAUCCAUUUGAUGUUAUUAUCAAUACGCGCAAGUGCGGAGUGGAUGAUGCGCAGUUUCGAGAGUUUUGUCCAAAUGGCGUCUAUUUCUCAACUGCACAGUCGACAUUGUCCGAGGAUUCAUAUCAAUUCCCAACAUCAUUUCUUUUCAACUCAUAUGUUCGACUGAAGUCUUAUUAUCAGAUUUUAUUCGGGAAGCAAGUACGGAAUUUCGGCGAAGUUCACAUUUGUCAUAAAACUCUCGACGAGUUGAAGACACUGGUAGACACAGGCAAGUUGAAAACGCUCGUCGACAGGGUUUACCAUCCAGCCGAAAUUGAAAACGCCUUAUAUCACAUACAAUCGACUGAAUCAAUAGGUAGUACAGUAAUAACAUUUAGAUGCUCCAAAUAAACAUAACUUCAUAACAAA